Molecule: messenger RNA, 622 nt
Organism: Cotesia glomerata
Lineage: Eukaryota; Metazoa; Arthropoda; Insecta; Hymenoptera; Braconidae
Product: DNA repair protein RAD51 homolog 1-like
Exons: 1
Biological process (GO): DNA recombinase assembly; mitotic recombination; DNA strand invasion
Cellular component (GO): condensed nuclear chromosome
Molecular function (GO): double-stranded DNA binding; ATP-dependent DNA damage sensor activity; ATP binding
Source: RefSeq, a predicted model, not a curated record
UACGCUUUGCUUAUUGUUGACAGUGCUACAGCUUUAUACCGUACAGAUUACUCAGGUCGUGGUGAAUUGUCUGCUCGACAAAUGCACUUGGCCCGGUUUCUUAGAAUGCUCUUAAGAAUUGCUGAUGUACAUGGUGUUGCUGUUGUCAUUACUAACCAAGUCGUAGCUCAAGUCGAUGGAGCAGCUAGUAUGUUUGGUGGUGAUCAGAAGAAGCCCAUCGGAGGUAACAUUAUUGCUCACGCAAGUACUACUCGGCUCUAUCUGAGAAAAGGUCGUGGAGAGACAAGAAUUUGUAAAAUUUAUGAUUCACCUUGCCUUCCGGAAGCAGAAGCCAUGUUUGCUAUUAAUGCAGAUGGAAUUGGAGAUGUUAAAGAAUAGUAUUAUUACUUUUUUUCACUUAUUAAUUUCGCUAUUAAUACUUAAAAUUUUCUCAUUAAUGUUUUUUAUUCACGUGUCUUUUUUUAUUCACUUUGUUCAACGAGACUUGAACGAUGUCUCUAAAUAAUGAAUAAUAAAAGACUCAUGACUCAAAAACAUUUUUUCAAUUAGAUACUUAUUUUUUCAUGUAAAGUUUCUAUUAUUCCAGUUAUUAAAAUGAACAAAUAAUUUUCUAUUAAAAUAA